CCUGAUGCGUGCCGCGGAACAGGCAUAGAGUAUUAACUUUAUGUUCGCAGGCUGGGGCUCUGUGCUAGGAAACAUGAGAAGGGUGACAUAUUCAGCUUCUGGGGCUGAGAAUCGGAGGCCACUGAAUAAAGCAGAGAGGCGACUGCGGUUCGUGUGGUUUUAGCUCAGGAACUUAGAACGGGAACAUGUGAGCAGGGAAUGGACAACUGGAAGCAGGAUUACAAACUACACCGAGAAGCAGGCGGGCUGCCGUACAGGAGACUCACCGGGACACGGGUGCAGCAGCAGCUUCAAUAAGAAGUCAAGUGCAACACUUUCGAGAAGACAGACAGACUUUUACGCAGCAGAUCAUACGGAGGAAUACCGAACCAAAGAUGAAUACUAUUGUGUUUAACAAAUUGAGUAACCAGGUCCUCUUCGAUGAGAAGGCGAAGGAGGCCGAGAGGAGCAGUAGAAAUUAUUUAGAGGUAAUAGAUGGACAGCAUCCGGACCUUCAUCCAGACCUGCUAUCAAGCAAUCAUCAAGUUAUCAAAGACAACAACGGCAUCAGACACAGGAGGCCUACAGUCUGCAACCUUGACAACUACGUUAUGAAAACAAAAUCUGAAAAGGGCCGUCAGAACGGUGGGAAGGUGCGACACAAGCGCCAGGCUCUACAGGACAUGGCUAGGCCUCUGAAGCAGUGGCUCUACAAACACAGGGACAACCCAUACCCCACUAAGACAGAGAAAAUCCUGCUAGCCCUCAGCUCUCAAAUGACCUUGGUCCAGGUGUCUAACUGGUUUGCCAACGCAAGGCGGCGGUUGAAGAACACAGUGAGACAGCCAGAUCUGAGCUGGGCGCUGCGCAUCAAACUCUACAACAAAUACGUCCAGGGCAACGCAGAGAGACUGAGUGUCAGCAGCGAUGACACCUGCUCAGAAGACGGGGACAACCCUCAGCGGAUGCAGACGAGCGGCGGCGAGUUCAGCAAGCCCAUGUACCAGAGCGUCAUCAAGAAAGAGGGUGCCACCAUGAUGGGGACGGGGCUCCGAGCCGCUGACGCCGCCUCAUUGGCCGAGGACUACGUGACUCCGCCUCCUAAGUACAAGAGCAGCUUGCUUCACCGGUACCUUAACGACUCGCUGAGACACGUGAUGGUGGCCAACGGCGUCAUGGACGCCAGGAAGAGGAACCACUCGGGAUCCUUCAGCUCCAACGAGUAUGACGACGAUCUCCUCUCCCCGUCGUCCUCAGAAACCGAGGCAAACUUUGUUUAUCGAGCUGAAACCAUGGACCUUGGAUCAAGUAAAUGUGACAAUGGGGGUGUUCAGAAGGAGAAGGUGCGGGGCAAAGACGAGACGUACUGGAAGGAGAUCAACGCAGCCAUGGCCUUGACUAACCUGGCGCAGGGAAAGGACAGCGGCGGAUCAGGGACGACCAGCUGCAUCAUCCAGAAGUCCUCUCAUAUAUCAGAAGUAAAGACUGUCAAAGUGCCUCUGGUGCAGAAGUACUAGCGCCUAUCACGGAGUCGUGUGUCUCCAACUCAUCUUCCCUUCUGCUCUCUAUGCAACACCAACCUUCCCUCUGAAAAUUCACUCGGAAGAGACAGUCAAAAACAAGAAACAAGUACUCUCUUUUUUCUGUCUGUAAAAAUGCAGCAGAACUGAAGACAUCCUAUUUCGUGUGUGGGUUGUGUUUUGACCUGCAUCACAUGCAUUAGACAGGUGUUGACAUGAUCAUCGUUAGCUGCAUUGUUCAGUUCUGAACGAGACACUUUUGUUAUGUUAACUUAUUUGAUGUAUCUGAAUUUUUUUUUUUUUUUUAUACUCCGAAAUUUGUAUUGUACUUUUGCCAAAGUGCCUUUUUUGAAGCAAAGCAUCACACCCGUUGUGGUUAAUAAUGUACAGAGUGCCUCUGGGAACAUAAAGGACUAUCUGAAGAGGCAAAAUAAUAUGGUCUUAUAAGCUUCUUCUGAAGGACUCCCUCCCUCCAUGAUAUGUGCCUUACAACGUGAAUGAAUUUAGCUGACCUUAAAUAAUAUCUGUACUGUUCUAAUUUAUCAAGACACACACAAACACACACACACACACACAAAACAGUGUGUGACUAAAUUAAAUGACACUAAACAGACAAUAACUGUGAAUAUAUAGAAAAAGUUCACUCCAGCCAAACACACUAACACCUAGCACUUGAGGGUUAGAAUGGAUAGGAUACCAGCAGAUCUAUUGUGCUGUCGUUAGUCACAACCACCAUCAUGUUUUCCACAGCUCGGCCUUGGGAGUUUUAUUUCUGAGAGGGGAUGGAUCCUUAUCAAGGUUUUUAAACUGGAAAGCGCAAGCAAAUGUUGACCUAGCACCAGCACACAGGCAUGCUCACGUGCACACACACGCAGGCUGACACACAUGCAGGCAGACAA
Molecule: messenger RNA, 2398 nt
Organism: Oncorhynchus tshawytscha (Chinook salmon)
Lineage: Eukaryota; Metazoa; Chordata; Actinopteri; Salmoniformes; Salmonidae
Product: homeobox protein Mohawk-like
Exons: 8
Coding region: 375-1496 (373 amino acids)
Biological process (GO): muscle organ development; regulation of transcription by RNA polymerase II; cell development
Cellular component (GO): nucleus
Molecular function (GO): DNA-binding transcription factor activity, RNA polymerase II-specific; RNA polymerase II cis-regulatory region sequence-specific DNA binding
Source: RefSeq, a predicted model, not a curated record